AUGGACUUGCCAUCGCUAGUUAACACUGAUGAGUACGACAUCAGUGAUAUGGAGUCCGCUCCAGGGAGGGGCAAGGCUGUGGCUGUAGCAGUGGAUGAUGAGGGGCCGAAGAAGUAUAACCCGGAGGAGACAUUGUGGCUGCCCAAGAACUUCAUCGACGUCUCCGAGGAUCCUAUCAUCGGCAACCAGCAGAGCGGUAAAGUGUUCUGGGAGCGGAUUGCCCAGAAAUAUAACGCUGGUCAACCAAGAGGGACGUUCGAGCGUGGCUACGUGAAGCUACGCAAGCAUUGGGGUCAGGUCCAGAAGGAGAUGUCCAAGUGGAAUGAUUACCGAGAAGAGCCUGAAGUACACCGAUGGGGCAAAACUGGCGGGAAGUGGGGUGCCGAAGAUAACCAAAGUUUCUGCUUCCGAAAACUACUCUUCGACGAAAGAGGUCCGAUAAUCGACCUCAACGUGACAGACGACGACAUCUUCAUCUCAUCCCCUAGUACUCAAAGCCGUCCUAUGGGAACUAAAUCGGCAAAGAGAAAAACAAAGGGGAAGGCAACUACAAGUUUCCCCACUAUGCCGCCGCCGCCACCCAAUCCUUCUCUGGAUAAGAUAUCCGACUCUAUGUCGGAUAUGAGUAUUACCUUGCGGAUGGGCCAUCUAAUGGAAUUGACGUUGAGGGAUACCUCGACAAUGUCGGAGUUCGACCUCGAGUUGCACCAUGAGAUGAUUGCCUACAUUUGCGCACAAAUGAAGAAGUAG
Messenger RNA from Salvia hispanica, 750 nucleotides. NCBI's taxonomy places the organism in Eukaryota, Viridiplantae, Streptophyta, Magnoliopsida, Lamiales, Lamiaceae. The record is from RefSeq and is a predicted model, not a curated record.